This is a messenger RNA of Nicotiana attenuata, 2451 nucleotides long. RefSeq lists its product as uncharacterized. Gene Ontology annotation, cellular component: Golgi apparatus. Lineage: Eukaryota; Viridiplantae; Streptophyta; Magnoliopsida; Solanales; Solanaceae. The coding region runs from base 571 to 2238 and encodes 555 amino acids. The transcript has a single exon. The record is from RefSeq and is a predicted model, not a curated record.
AAAUUAAUCUAACUCAACAACAACAAAAAGAAAAAAAACUAAUUAAAAAGGGAAAGAAGAAGAAAAUCUCAAUUUUCUAUAGCUAAAGUCCUAAAGCCUUCAGAGUAAAGACACAGGAUUUAUCAUAUCAAAAUCUUUCUCAGAUCUGUUUCUAAAUUUCUGCAUGUUUAAUCCCCAUUAUUAAGCUCAGAUCAAUUAAAAUCCUUUUCCAAUUUCUCAAAAACCUUUCUUUCUAUACAAACCCAAUUCAAGAUCCAAUUUUUCACUCAAACCCCAGUUAUAAAAACUAAGAUUUUAGCUCUCUCGUACCCAGUUUAUCUUCAGAAAAGAUUAAAUUUUCCCCAAGAUCCAAUCUUUUCUGCAUCUGAAAUUUGAGGUUUUCAGUGCUUAUCAACUCCAAGAUUCAAUUUUUAUUGUUGAUUUUGUAAUUUUGAGUAAAUGGUCAGUUUCAGAUUUGAGGUGAGUAAGCCAUUAUCUUGAUUUUUUCCUAAAAAUCUCUGUUUUAGCUUAAUCUUGGUACUUUGUUUAGAUGAUUUGCAUUUGAUUUGGAGACUUAAGAGUUUUGUAGAAAUGAAGGAAUUGAAUUCAACAUCUGACCCAAUUGGGCAAAACUUGAUAAAAGUUAUAAGCAAUGUGUGUUUCUCAGUUUUUGUAUUCUCUGUGCUUAUAUUUACUAUAGUUGCUAUUACAUACCAACCACCUGAUCCAUGGGAAUCUUCUAGAGCUUUAACUAGAGUUUUCACACAAGUUGAAAAUGCCACAUUCAAAAUUGAUAAUUCUGUCCUAAAAACUGGUGAAGAUGUUGCCACUACUCCCAUGGCAGCUCCUGAUGGAGCGUUUCCUUUAGUGCCGAUUACUGAAGCUACUAUUGAGAAAUCUGAAGAGAAACUGCCCAAUGUGACUUUGAAAUCAGGAUGUGAGGAUGUGACUGUAGUGAAUUGUUCCGAUCCUCGGAUCUUGAUCACGAUUCAGAGGUUCAAUUUGAAGGCUUUUAAGUCCAUUGCGUUUUUGGAUUAUCGAACACCUGUUAAUGGAUCGAAGCCGACUGAGUGUGAUGUCGCGUGGAGGUUCAGGAAUAAGAAAGAGAGAUCUUGGAGAAAGUACAGGGAUUUCCGGAGGUUUAAGAUUGGGUUUACUGAUGAUUGUAGUUACAAAGUGGUUCACGCAGGUCGCUGGCAUUCAGGAGUAAAUGCCCGUCGCCCAAGACUCCGUGGUAAUUCCACUAGAACUAGUCCGAAGGCCAAAAUUGCUCCACCUGUUCUGGAUGAGGAGAUCAAUGAUACAAUUCCGAUCUUGGGAUCAGAUUCAGCUUUCAAGAACGGGAGAUACUUGUACUAUUCACGGGGUGGUGAUUACUGUAAAGGAAUGAACCAGUACCUAUGGAGUUUUCUAUGUGCUUUGGGUGAGGCUCAGUACUUGAAUCGUACGUUCGUGAUGGAUUUGAGUAUCUGUUUGGCAGCUUCUCACACUCGUAGUCAUAAGGAUGAGGAGGGAAAAGACUUUAGGUUCUAUUUUGAUUUCGAACAUUUGAAAGAGACUGCAUCCAUUGUCGAGGAAGGUGACUUCCUUAAAGAUUGGAAGAAAUGGGAUAAGACACACAAGAAGAAAAUCUCCGUAAGAAAGGUUAAGGACUACAAAGUGUCCCCCUUGGAACUAAUGAAGGAUAAGAGCACAAUUAUAUGGAGGCAAUUCGACGCUCCUGAACCUGAGAACUAUUGGUAUCGGGUCUGUGAAGGGCCUUCCGCCAAAUACAUCCAGAGACCGUGGCAAGCUUUGUGGAAAUCAAAGAGACUUAUGAAUAUAGUAACUGAGAUUAGUGGAAGCAUGGACUGGGAUUUUGAUGCUGUUCAUGUUAUUCGCGGAGAGAAAGCACAGAAUAAGAAGUUAUGGCCCCACCUGGAUGCUGAUACAUCCCCCGAUUCCCUUGUCGCAAAGCUUCAAGGAAUUAUUAAACCUUGGAGGAAUCUGUAUGUUGCCACAAACGAGCCAUUCUAUAAUUAUUUUGAUAAGCUUAGAUCUCACUACAAGGUGCAUUUGCUUGAUGAUUAUAACUACUUGUGGAGUAACACAAGUGAGUGGUAUAAUGAAACAACGCAACUAAAUGGUGGCCACCCAGUUGAAUUUGAUGGGUAUAUGAGAGUUGAAGUUGACACAGAGGUCCUUGUUCGAGCAAAAUCACGGGUUGAGACAUUUUACAACUUGACAAAAGAUUGCAAGGAUGGAAUUAAUACAUGUUAGACAGGUAGGAGAUAUCUUUUAGUGCUACGUAAACGUUAUUACACUUGUUUCCCCUGUUUCAAUAUUUGGUUAGUUCUGUAUUGGAGGUUUUUGAGUUCUUUCAAGCUGUGAUAAUAGUUGUUCGUUAAUGUAUUGGUUAAACGCUUGUCUCGUUACACAUCUGUACAAUAUUCAGCACUAUAAUCUUCACUAGAUUGAGAUUUGUUGCCUCUA